AUGUUUGAGCUAUCGACGUCCAAGGAUGAGUUUAUCUCUGCCUACAAGCUACAACUCGACGCAGGAUCUACGGCUGAUGUUGAUCGCAAUGGCCUAAAAUUAGGUCGUUGGUCCGGCAGACUCUUGGGCUGUCAUAACGAUUGCAUUCCCAAUGGUUUCAUGUCGUUCAUUUGUCCGGGAAUCUCUGUGGCUCAGAUUACAGCACGCUUGGGGCUGAUACGCUACAAGUUGGUGCUUCAAAUAUACGCAGCGCUGUAUGUCCUGACUCUUCUGGCUAUAUCUGCAAACAGUACCGUCAUCAAUUUUGUCAGUGUCGUAGCUGCAAUUGUUGCAGUAUUGGCAAUAUCCCGACUGCGGACGAAAAUCCGCGUGUUAUGGCAAGGCACACUGGAGCAUAUGAAUCGGGAACAUGCUCCUUUCGUGCUCGGUCAACAGUGGAAGGAUACGUGUGUCAGUAAAAAGAGGAAGCUGGAAUCAGUUUGCAAAUGCAUCGUUAGCUCAAGUAUACAUCGUUUUCACCAGCACUAUAUAUCACUUGUACCUUGGUAUGUACAGACAUCAUGUCCAACAAUUACACAAAAACGGGGAAAAGCUGAGCCAAGGCGUUCUUAA
Messenger RNA from Peronospora belbahrii, 612 nucleotides. The record is from the annotation of a GenBank genome assembly. NCBI's taxonomy places the organism in Eukaryota, Oomycota, Peronosporomycetes, Peronosporales, Peronosporaceae.